Messenger RNA from Saccostrea echinata, 5565 nucleotides. RefSeq names its product neuroglian-like. NCBI's taxonomy places the organism in Eukaryota, Metazoa, Mollusca, Bivalvia, Ostreida, Ostreidae. The transcript is spliced from 17 exons. The record is from RefSeq and is a predicted model, not a curated record. The coding region runs from base 182 to 2215 and encodes 677 amino acids.
GGUUUGUCAAUUUUGAUUAUCAUUGAAUCAAGGACAGAUGCACUGAAUGAUGUCCUAAUGAAAGUGAAUGGACAUGAUGAAGUGACAGGUCAAAAUGAGUGGGAGCAGUAGAUGACUUCAUUAAGUGCAGAGGUGUGCAUAUGCUGUGACCCAAAAAAGCCAACAUUUUGCACUGUAGAGGAUGGCAUCCCAGUGGCUUCAGAUCACAUUUAUAGCUUUUUCAAUAUGCCUAAUUUCUUGCCAAGUAAUUAAUCGUCCUCCAUCAAUAACAUCUGUAUUUGAGCCAGCAUACUACAUUCAAUUUUCUCACCCAACUUCAGUAACGAUACGGUGUGUGGCCGUUAAUGGGAACAUAACGUAUCAAUGGAGGAAGGACAAUGUUGCAGUGAGAAAUAGUCGACAAGUUGCUGUAGAUUCCAAACUGGGCACCAUUACUUUUACACGGGUGGACAAUACAGACUUUGGAACUUAUCAGUGCUUCGCCAGUAACAGUUAUGGCACUGCCCUAUCACAACCAAUACAAGUGAAAUUAGCUUUUUUGGGAAGUUUUCCAGAUGCCCCAGUGACUAUGGACUGUACGGAGAAUCAGGAUUGUGUGAUCCAGUGUCGCGGCCGUCCAUCAUGUGAGCCCGCAUCUGAGUGUCGAGUGGAGUGGAAGAAAGGCCCGGGUACUGAUAACAAUGUCCAAGUAUCAGACAGGAUAGCAGUGGAUGGCGAGGGAAAUUUGCACAUUUUGAAUGUAAAGCAGGAAGACUGGGUCCCUGGACAGGAUUAUGGCUGUGGACUGUGGAAUGAAGUGACCAGGACGUUUACUAAAGGCAGUAUGACGUCCCUCCGGAUCAUCAGAUCUACGACUAAGCUGAUGGAGCCAAAGCCAGUAUAUUCAGCCAAUACAAAGGCUUUUCUUGGACAGAAAGCAUCACUGCAGUGUAUUUUUGCAGGAAGUCCUAUCCCCACCAUAAGCUGGAAGACUCCACAACUUGAACCAAUAGAUUUUACCAAUAGUGCAAAAUAUGAGCUGGAUGAUUUUGGUAGAAAGCUAGUGGUGAAGGAUUUGACUAUUGAUGAUGAGGGGUCCUACACUUGUAUUGCAAAUAAUCAAGUUCAGCAACAGGCCUUUUUAAAUGUUACAUCUCCUCCUUUCUUUGAUCCACAAAGCAAUAACCCACAGAUGUCUGACACUUAUGUCUCUGCUCAAAAGAAUGCAGUGUUUUACUGUGAUGUUGUGUCAGUGCAAGGAGAAGUUCCCCCCUCACCUCCUAUAUGGAAGAAAAAUGGCAGAGACAUUGGGGCCAGUCAAGGUUUAAAAUACUUGGUAAGUUCGGACAUGAAGGAACUGACAGUGUUAGAGGUUAAAAAGCCCAUUCCUUCACGACCAGGAUCUGGGUCGACAGGAAGUUACCAGUGUGUUUCGGAAAACAGUGAAGGCAUGAUCUUUAAGGAUGCGUUUCUAGCAGUUAUUGAUCCCAUUAUGGUUUUCCUCAAACCAGAAAAAUUGUACCGCAUAGACAGAGAAAGCCUGUUGACUCUAGCAGUGGACGCUAGGACAGACCCAGCAUUGACUUUACGAUAUAAAUGGAGAUUUACAAAUCUGGAUAAUGUGACCAAAUCUGUAUCAAAUAAAGGGCAAUGGACACUGUCCAACAAUAAUAGGAAUCUCACCAUCAAUGCACGAGGGUUAAAUAAAGAACAAUUUUUUAAUAUUGUUGGACGAUACAGUGUGGAAGUAUAUCAUCAAUAUGAUGCUGAAUUUGUCCAUGUGGAUGUUGUUACUGACAUACCUGCAAAUGUCACCGACCCAUUACCACCUGUUUCCCAAGCACCCCCAUCUGAGGCUAAUUUAUGGUUCCUGGGAAUUAUCUUUGGAAUCCUCAUCCUGAUCAUCGUCAUCAUCUUAAUUAUAUGUAUGCUUUAUCGCAAUACUUGUAAAAGUGGAACAUAUCCAGUGGAUGAGAAGGAGGUAGCAGCAGGGCAUGAUCCAGAAAAAGAAUUGGCAGACAGUGGAUUCCAUGAUUUGUCUAGAGCAGAUGAAGAUGGUCACAAGUAUGACAACAUUUCUCUGUCUGAUGACUUUGGUAAGCAGAUAGAGAGUGAUGAAGACAGUAUGGGGGAAUAUGGAGGAGAUUUAGACAUUAGUAAAUUUAAUGAGGAUGGAUCUUUUAUAGGAAUAUAUGCUGACAAAUUAGCACAGAAUUCAAAACAGUCAACAGUCUGACACAAACAAUGUGUGUGAAAAUGCUUGCCAUUAAAAAUUGACAUUGCCAGUAAAGAAGUUGUAAAUCCGUAGAUUCACAGUAAUGGAAUAAUGGAUAAGGAAGUUUCACCAUAAAAACAGAUUCCUUUGAACUAUAGACUACAGAUCCACUGCCACUCUAUCUCUCGGAGGUUUGAGAGGUAGAAUCCUUCAGCUCUGUUGAAAAUGAGUUCACUGUGAAACUAGUCAAGGACAUUAUUGUGCAGGGGCAGCCAUGAACUCUAAGGCGGAUUGAUAUCUAUUUUCUAUCGUGCUUUUGUGCUGUAUGUAGAGUAAUAAAGAAUAUCAAAUGCUGAGCUUCCAGCAAAUAUUUAUACAGAGGUGGACCAUUAAAUAUUCUUUUUUGGACUCUAUGAACACAUUCCAGGGUUUAACCAGGCAUCAUAGUUUGUUUAUUUUUUCCAGGUGACUUUACAUAUUUCAGUUGAAAUAUAUGUUUGACUUGAAAUCCUUAAUUAUAUCCAAUUCAUGGCAAUCUGUAUCAUUUUUUAUACCCCCCGCAAACGAAGUUUAGGGGGGGUAUAUUGGAAUCAGCAUGUCCGUCUGUCUGUAGACGAGAUUUUGUCCGGACCAUUUCUUGGAAACUGUUGGAAGGAUUUGUCUAAAAAUUUGUACACUUAUUAUUCACCAUAUGAAGGUGUGCACCUGGUAUUUUCAUUAUGAUUGGAUAAUUAUUUUGCAUUUUACAGGUGUUUUUUCAUUUUUAUUAUGUGGUUUUGUCUGGAUCUGUUCCCAGAGACUAUUGCAUAGAUUUGUAUGAAAAUUUGUACACUUAUUGUUUACCAUAUGAAGAUGUGCACCUGGUAUUUUCAACAUUAUUUGAUAAUUUUUCUGAAUUUUACAGGUGUUUUUUUUUUUUAUUUUUAUUGACUUAGUCAUUUUGGGUUCAUGUCUAAGGUUUGAGACAUAGAAUCUAGAACAUCUGUACAAAAAUGUGAACUACAGCUUAAAACUACUCAUUAGAACUAAAAAAAAACACAAAGUAUUAAAAACAGUUUUUACAUUACACAGGAGAUAGUGUAAAUCCAUUUGUCCCUUGGGAGUAAUGAGUGGACAUGCAUCCAGUUAAAGAUUAAUUAAUGAGUUCAAUGUGGGAAGCUGUUAGGGCAUCUCUGAUCAAGCAAGUCUUAUCUGUAUCUCAGGGGAAUUGGGCAGAAAGAAAUAAAGAUCUCUGUUGUCUAAGUGUCUUACUUGUAAUUUAUGUCUGUCAAAAUACAUAGUUACUAAAACCAGCCUUUUAUUUUUAAAAUGAGUUUGAUAUAAAGGUAUUAAAAUCAAUUUGAUUUUGUAUAAUUAAUUAUGAUAUUUUUUUUUUCAACAAUCAAUUUGCAGAGUGUCAUGUCUCACAAAGAUGGCAGAUAGUUGCAAACUAUUUUUUCAAUGUAAUAAAAAACACUGUAAUUAUUAGUGUUGAUGUUUUAUUAGGCUGCACCUUAGUUUCAUUCAUUAAAUAAAGUGCCCCACCACAGCAUGAUACGCUCAUCAAAUAUUGUUAAAUUAUCAUAAACAGUUUAGAUUCAAUUGUUCGAAUGACAUCUUAGCGAGACAAGGCAGUCUGCAAUUUGUUGUAAAGAUAUAAAAAUUCAAAUAAAAAAUAUACAAUAAAUAAUUAGUUUAAAUUAUAUUAUACAAUAUCAUACAAGUUUUAAUUAUUAUAUACAAUAUCAAAUUAGUUUUAAUUACAUCAAAUUUAUCUUGAAAGUAAGACUAGCCAACAAGAACAAUUCAAUACAACAAAAGCAAUUAAUUAAGAGACUGAUUCCUUUUGCCCAUUUCCCAAGAGAUGUAGAUAACACCUGCUUGAUCAGAGAUGCUCUGCCAGUUAUCUCCUCACACUAAACUCAUUAAUUUAUCUCUAAUUUGACAUGCAAUUUUCUGCUAUCAAAAUUUUCCUUGACCAGUGCCUGAUCAUUACACCCAUGGGAGAGGUGGAAUUUUUGUUGUUACAGAUUGCUGUAAAGAACAUAAUGAAAAAAAUAAGACUAGUAUUUUCUUGAUUUAACACUUUUUUAAUAAAGAUACUGCAAUACUCUGACAUCUUUUGGGAUUGUGUAAUUUAAAAGUUAAAAGACAUAGUUUUUUGAUUCUAAGUCUAAUGGUUUUCUAGUUAUGAUUUUUCCAUAUUUGGCCAUAGCGUCUUUAUUAAAGGUCAGAGCGACUUGGUUUUAAUGUGCGACACACCUUCUACCCUUGAUGUAUCAGCUGACAAAGUUUGAUAAUUUGCCUUAUAGUAUUAAAGUUAUGAGCCGGACAUGAAAAAGCUAACGGACGGACGGACAUGAACGCUAUAACAUAAUUUGUCCCGUCUUAAGACGGACGUAUAAAAAAAUAUAAUGAGUAAUUAAAUUUUCACUGUAAAUGUUUAAGGAAAUUGUGAACACCUCUCACAUUUAGAAAACAUUAGUGAUUUGGUACUUUCUCUGAAAAACCCAGCGGGGGGUAUUUGUCCCUUUUGGACAGUUCUAGUUUUGUAUUAUUAUUAUAUCAGCUUAAACCUUUGUUUUCAGUUAAUUAUGUUAAACAUUCCAUUUAUCUCUGUACAGUAGGUACCAGGGAUGGGUGCUUUUGCUACAGGUGUACGUAUAUGUGCUUGUCAUUGUAGAUACAUGUAUUACUUGAUUAUGGUAUUCAAGUACAAUCACGUAUAUUUUAUACUAAUGAUAAAUCAUUUUAUACAUACUAGUAAUGGUCCAUUUCAUGUAAAUGCUAUUUUUUCUCUAUUUUUUUUAUUUAAGGAGAAAAUACAUGCAUGGGAGAACACACACAUAAUUAAGGUGCAAUCAUUUUUUUUUUAAGAAUAUAUCUAAUUUUGUAUAUACACACAUACAUGUAUACUUGCAUGAUUUAGAAAAAUGUCUCAUUUUUACCAAUAUUAUUAAGUGUUAAAACUAUUUCUAAUUAAAGUUAAAGAUGUUUAUAUCACAUUUAUUUUUGUGGAAUAGACAUCUAAUAGGUAUGCAACUUAAUUUCGUAUCUAAGGUUGAAUAAGUAGUAAAGUACUGUUUGUAAAUUUGAAUAUAUUGUAAAUGCAUGAUCUCAGAAAUUUUUAAAUUUAAUUAUUUUUAAAUGUAUAAUUUUUUUGCAAUAUUGCAUCAUGUCUUUAAUGUUUCAGCUGAAAGUGUUGUGACUAUAUUAUAAAGUAGAUAGAUUUGGAUGUGUGUGUGUUUUUUUUUUAAUUUUAGCGCUGCAGUAUUUUAUGCUGUACAUAUUUGGCCACCCAGUGAAUGUGAGCAGGGCCAGUGGCAUAUUAUGUGCAAUUAUUUUUGUUUGUUUGUUUGUUAAACAAACUGAAAUAUAAAUUAUAUAUUUUG